Messenger RNA from Stereum hirsutum FP-91666 SS1, 2382 nucleotides. RefSeq lists its product as uncharacterized. The transcript is spliced from 8 exons. Lineage: Eukaryota; Fungi; Basidiomycota; Agaricomycetes; Russulales; Stereaceae. The record is from RefSeq and is a predicted model, not a curated record. Bases 1 to 2382 code for a protein of 793 amino acids.
AUGCACCCUUACAGUGGCCAGGACAGCUCUCCCGAUGACUACAGAUCUUCUAACAACACACCUCAUCUCUGUGCCGGGGUCAGUGAUGAGAUGUUCUAUGUAUCUUCCGUCAGAGACUCCCCUUCGGGCUCGAAUGCCGGCUCAGAUCAUUUCGGCGAGGACGACGUCUCGAGCUCUCCCAUAAUCGGCUUCGCAUCUAGCUCUCCCCCUCUUGUUCCUGCUUCUAGUUCUCCUGCAUUUGCCGCCGACACAAGCACACCCGAUCUCUCACAUGGUUCUUCGAGCAGUCCCAUACAAGACCACUCUCCUCACAACGCUGCUCCCUAUGGACACCCCAUCGCCGCUAGCGAAACAGUUCCAUCCCAUUAUAGUAAACUGGAGUUCCUCUUGCAGGUCGUUGAAGAAGAGCAGAGAUCCCUUAGCUCACAGAGUGCUUCUUCCGAAUCUUCGUCUACAUCUUCGUCUUUGGAUGCGCAUAUAUCGACUUUCAUCGAUGAUGCCGGAUCUACUCAAGCCGAACAUUCUCUUCCUCGUCCUGUCGCUAGAAUCUCAAGCUACAGCACCCUCGCCGGCGCUCUUGAUAAUCGCACCUCGGCCUCUUCUCGCCUCAACGGCUCCAUCUCUGCCCUCAAACGGAAACGUUCUACCAUGGAAACUAUACUCGAGUCGGGAGAAAGGACAAUCCCUGCGACUCCGGCUAGACUGUCUCGAGACCACACUCUGCAGCUCUCUCAGCGUACGGACGACUCGUUUUCUUCUCCGACGCGAACAGGUUACGAUGCCGACGACGAUUCUUCUUGCGGUACCCCGAUUAUAUGCUCCCCUGUCUUGAAGAAACCCAGGCUGUGUCGCGGCAGUAACACAUCUCGACAUAGACUCCACUAUGCUCAGGAACCCGCGGCUCUGCGAAAAGCAAAGUCACUUCGAUCUGACGAGUCUUUCAGUAUGGGCGAGAAUCGAAAAUCUCAUGAGAAUAGGAACAGUCACACGGGAAUCUCCUCGCCUAUUUACCUUCCGGUCAUAAUACCCGUCCCUCCACCUGAACUCAUACCCGAAUUCCCUCUCUGCAUUGAAGACGCCGCGGAUAGGCGCAUACAAGCACUUCUAUCCCGAGAAAAACGCAUGCACGGCACUUUCGGGCCACCCAAACAGCAUACCAACUUUGUUCCGGCUGUCUUUCCGCGUUCCCCCUCCGCGGUAGAUGGAGACGAUACUUUGACUUACGACGUCACAUCGGAAUCGGGCUCGGAGACUUUGGCUUCAGAGACGCAAUCUGAGGCUUCUACUGCGAUGUCACCCACUCGUGAUCUUGUCGUGUUGACACCGGCGCCAUGGCAUAUCGAGCCGUUCAAGACAAUGACCAGAAGCGAGACAGGAUCCCAGGGUACGAGUCUUGACUUCAGUCCAGGUGAGAAUCUGAGAGCGGCUGCUUUGGAGUGGAUUAUGACGGUCAUUCCUCCCCACGAUACCCACCCGCCACACGUUCGAAAACCUGAUCUGUAUUCUCGUGACCUCUACGACCAACUCACCAACGACUCGAGCACUCGAUUCUUAGCUGCCUAUCUCUUCGGGAAAUAUUUCUUCAUCCUCGACGCUUCUGAAGUCUGUGCGGCAAACAAGGCGCUUUCCACUUCAUCUCAGGAAUCAGACGGGUACGAGCAGGGCGGGGACGAGAAAUUGAAAAGGGCCCAGGCGCUGAAGAGGGCAGAUUUAGAAGAGGGAAGACGAAGGAUCGUUUGGGAUUUUGCGGUGGCAGCGGUGGCCUUGAGCGUCAAGAUGCUUAGAGACGUCUUGCCACCGUUGAAGCCGAUAUAUGCUCGCGAUUUCCUGGUGAUGGCGCCUCAUGAGAUGUGUGACGAUGAUCUUGAGGCGUCCCAACGAGACCUUCUCGACGCAUUUUCCUACAACAUCGGUUUCCCAACACCUCAGCAAUACUUGGACGAACUCUACAUCGCUCUUCCCACCUUACGUAUUCUGCUCAACUGCAAUAGUCUCUGGAGACUCGUUUUGAAUGAAACAUGGAGACUUCUCAACGCUGCAAUCUGCGAUCCCGAAGUCCACAGAUUCCGAUUCUCACUCCUCACAGUAACCGCCCUCCAAGAAGGCAUCAUCCGCACCGUCUCCUACAAGCUCCACUCCGGCGACACCUGGACCGAGCCAGAUCCCAUGAACUGCCACUGUAAGAUAUUCUGCCCGGAGUGUCAGGGUGGCGAUGUGCUGGAGUCGGAGUCGUGGAAGGAGUCUGGGUGGUCUGAGGAUUUGAGGAUAGAUGCGUAUGAGGAGGCUGAUGAGGUCUUGGAGGAUGUGAGGGAUUUGAUGGGGAUUGGGGCGCUCUCCAUUUGUGCUGCAUCUGUCACUUUCUCUGUCUGUGACUUUCUGUAG